UCCGUCACUUUCUCAGGGCCGCGACGAGGCACAGCUGUAGCCUGGCAGGACUGGAGAGUGCGAGGCUCCAGAUUGAGGCCGACCUAGGAUGUACUGAGCCUCUCACGAGUGACUGCAUCCUCGUCAUGUGUUGUGUGACUCAAACACCCCCGGAGUGAAGGAAACCAGGAAGGGGGAAGGGCGAGACAAGGUGCCAUCUGGUGCCCUGUGUGUUGGUGGUGGUUCUGGCACCUUGACCCUGGCUGGCCCUGAGAGACUUUCUCAGGUGUAUUUUAUCACAAUGGCGUACAAACUUGGUCUUGAUGGUCAGGUAAAGGAUCUGAAAUUGGGGGAGACCUUCAAUAAGAGUUAUAAGGAUGGAGCAUUCCACACCAUUCGCUAUGACUUCAAACCAGCCAGUGUUGACAAACAGAAGAUGGGAACAGUAGAGGUGGAAGGCAACCACCAGGUGACAGUAACAGUGCCUCAUGUGGAGGGUUCUGGUACCAAUCAGACAGUGUUCAAGGGGAACCAUAAGCCUGUUGCCAAGGAGUGUAUCCUAAUUAUUGAUCAUGUCACAGGAGAGAUUGUGCUGGAGCGCAUUUCUCAGGCUAUUAGUGUUAAGACAACAAGACCUGAGGGAAGUAGUAGAAUUCCAGCCCAACGUCCCACAACACCUUUGGAUCCUCCUUCACGGAAAAAUUCCCCACCCCCAAAGUGUUCCCCCUCUCACCCACCGUCACGGGGCUCUGCAAAUCCCCUGCCACGACCAUCCCCCUCCCAUGGCAAGCAUUCCCCAUCAGCCAAAACUUCACCUCAUGCAAGAUCACCUGCAUCUAGCAAAAGCCCUAACUAUUCAAUGCCUAGUCUGUCGGAGUUGAAUAGUGAUUGCCCGGACAGAAAGGAAGUUUCUGAGUCUUCAAGUGAUUCAGAUUCCAACAGUAGUUCCUCAUCAGGUAGUGAUUCAGAUUCUGAUUCUGAGCCUGAACAAGAUACAGUCUCCAAGAAAACUAAUGGUCAUGGUACCAUUGCAGGUAGAGACAACAUGCAUAAUGGAAGUGAUCUUAAUGAUGACUUAGAAUUGUCUUCUGAAGACAGUGACUGAUAGAAAAGUUCAUGAGUGCUGUUGUCUUGGUGUUCACUCAUAUACUGUCACAUGAGCCUUCUUUAUAUUAAAAUUCAGAUCAAGCUAUGCUCAUCUAGUUUAGAAUAAAGUCAAUAAAUCAGAUUUUUCAGAAUCACAGUUAUUUUUUAGCUCAAUAUUAAAAAGCUAUUAUCAGACACAUUAUGAAUAUGAUUACUACAGGAAAUCCAUCUGAAUGUCACACACACACACACACACACACACACACACACACACACACACAAUAUUCUGGUAAAUGUUUUUAUGACAUUGGUGAAAUUUUAUUUCCUUGAUUUAGAAAACAUAAUUUCCUGUGCCUCUUAAAAUAAAAUAUUAUUAAGGUUCAGGAAUCAAGUUACCAAAGUAGCAACAAACACAGAUUGAUUCAAUGAUGUUCUAGUGAUAAGAGGAAUUGGGAUUAGAAUACCAUUUUCAGUAUCAGUUUUUCAUGAAGUGCAUGUUUCUCCUACUCAGUCAAAUAGAAGGGGGAACUUUCAAUUAUAACAAAGACCUCCAAAGAAGUGACUGUUUUAAGGUCACUUUGGGAGUGUUCAUACAGUCAUCUCAGUAGUAGUUGUUCUUACUGAUGACUUAAUAAUAAAAUAAAGAAAAUUUU
Messenger RNA from Portunus trituberculatus (swimming crab), 1718 nucleotides. RefSeq names its product ELL-associated factor 1-like. NCBI's taxonomy places the organism in Eukaryota, Metazoa, Arthropoda, Malacostraca, Decapoda, Portunidae. The record is from RefSeq and is a predicted model, not a curated record. Bases 281 to 1084 code for a protein of 267 amino acids. Gene Ontology annotation, molecular function: transcription elongation factor activity. Gene Ontology annotation, cellular component: super elongation complex. The transcript has 5 exons. Gene Ontology annotation, biological process: regulation of transcription elongation by RNA polymerase II; positive regulation of DNA-templated transcription.